Chironomus riparius is the source of this 1173-nucleotide messenger RNA. NCBI's taxonomy places the organism in Eukaryota, Metazoa, Arthropoda, Insecta, Diptera, Chironomidae. The record is from the annotation of a GenBank genome assembly.
AACAGUAAUUUGUUUCAACUUAUCAAAACCUAUUCAAAAUGAACAAAUUCGUAACUUUCUUUUUCGCAGCUAUCGUCUUAGCACAAAUCGACUGUUCUAAACUUGGACAAUCUCGUAUAUCAAGUGGAUUUACCGCAAAUAUCUACGACGUUCCAUGUUUCACAAGUUUAUACAUCAAUUUUCCAUUUUCUGAUGUCUAUCGAACUUGUGGAGGAUGUUUGAUCGCCAAAAAUAAAGUAGUGACAUCAGCUGGCUGCGUUUCGAUUCCAGAAGAAGGUUUAACAACGAACAUUGCAUUUUCAUUUGGAACCUUCAAAAAUGUUAAACCAAGACUUGGAUUCAAAAAAAUCAAGGUCCCAACUGGAUAUGACUACACAAAUCUCAAGUCUGGCAGCAAUAUCGCAGUUAUAACAUUGAAUAAUACUGUUACUCUAAACACGCUCGUUCAAACAACAACACCAAGUUCAAAUUCAACACUCGAUGCAUAUGUUGGGGAGGAUUUGUUUGUUUGUGGUAUUGGUGAUACUGACAAUGAUGGAAACAGACCACUAACUCUAAGAUGCACUUAUUUGACUGUUGUUCCUUCUGCCCAAUGUGCGUCAGCAUCAGCAGCAGCUACUACUGCAGCAGCCACAACUGUUGCUGGAGCUACAACUGCAGCCGGAGCUACAACUGCAGCAGCAGAAACUACUGCAGCCGCAACAACUGCAGAUCCAGCAGCAACGACAACAGCGGCUCCAGCAGCAACAACAACAGCAGCAGCAGCUACUACAGCUGCCUCACCAACACCACAAAUCAUCUGCACUCUAAACAUCAAUGAUGCCAAUGUCUGUCAUGGAGAUGAAGGCUCCCCAGUAUUUUCAAAUUCAACAGGAUCACUCCAAUUCGUAGGCGUAGUAUCCCACUUCCCUGACGUCAAACCUAAUGCACCAUGCAAAGACGGCCAUAUGGUAGCAAUCACACAAGUUGGAAGCUUUUCCACAUGGAUCAACUUAUAAACGGAAGUAUUAGAAUAAUUAUUUUACUGCGAUCAUUUCCUUCGAAAAAUUUAUUACUGUCAACAAAUGUAAUUAAAUUUGACGUUAAGAAUUUUGAACAAUAAAAUAUAUUGUUCCUUAGCAUGCAUGAGAAUCAACUGUCUUUUUAAUUGCCUAAAUUAACGUACACAAAUUC